Messenger RNA from Rhodamnia argentea, 1848 nucleotides. RefSeq lists its product as uncharacterized. The transcript is spliced from 8 exons. The record is from RefSeq and is a predicted model, not a curated record. Gene Ontology annotation, cellular component: plasma membrane. Lineage: Eukaryota; Viridiplantae; Streptophyta; Magnoliopsida; Myrtales; Myrtaceae. Bases 100 to 1458 code for a protein of 452 amino acids.
UGUGUUUGCCACUUCUGCAUUAGUCUCUCUUUUCCGGUCUGUUCAUUUUUGCAUUCACAUUCCCUGCUUUUGCAAUUGCAAAACCAAUAAGGUGAAAACAUGAGAGAGAGAUUGGGCGGUGGUCUCACACCUCAACAGAUUCUGCUGGCAAUUCUUUGUUUAGAUGUCUCCUGUUGCAGCUCAAUUCUUGGUGAUGAACACAAUACUUUACUUUCAAUAAAGAGAAGUGCGGUGACUCCAGAUAUCUCGCCCAGUGCAGAACCUGAACCUUUUCUCCCUAGUUUAGCUCCUUCACCAUUGAUGCCAUUCACAAAUGCCACUGUGCCAAAAUUAUCAGGACUUUGCAGCUUGAAUUUUUCAGCAGCACAAAGCAUCAUGAGUAUAACAGCGACGGACUGUUGGGCUUCAUUUGCACCCUAUUUAGCUAAUGUGGUAUGUUGUCCUCAGUUUGAUGCCACGCUGGUCAUUCUCAUGGGGCAGUCCAGUAAAAACUCUGGGAUGCUUGCUUUAAAUGCAACUCAUUCCAACCAUUGCCUCUCAGAUGUUAUAACAAUCCUAGAGGCUCAAGGUGCUAAUGGAACUCUCCAAAGCAUAUGCUCUGUUUCUCCUGCAAACCUCACUGCUGCCUCCUGCCCUAUCAUCGAUGUCAAUGAGUUUGAGAGCAGCGUUGACACCUCAAGACUUCUAACUGCUUGUGAAAAAUUUGAUCCUGUGAAGGAGUGCUGUGACCAAACUUGCCAAAACGCAAUUUUAGAUGCAGCCCAGAAACUAUCCUUGAAUGGCAUGUCGAGUUCAGAUGGGAUUCCUAUCUCACCUGGGCACUCAAACGGGGUUGAUGAUUGUAAGAAUAUAGUCCUGCGAUGGUUGGCAAGUAAACUGGAUCCCUCCUCUGCUAACAGUGCCCUUAGGGGCCUCUCUAAUUGCAAUACAAACAAAGUUUGUCCGCUGAAAUUCCCAAACAUAACGACAGUUUCAAAAGAAUGUGUGGGACUGAUAAAUGACCAAACAGCUUGCUGUAAAGCAAUGGAGGGCUAUGUUUCCCACUUACAGGAGCAGAGCUUCCUAACCAACUUGCAAGCAUUACAUUGUGCUACGUAUCUUGGUAUCAAAUUGCAGCAAGCCAACGUCUCAAAGAAUCUCUAUAAUCUUUGUCAUAUAAACCUCAAGGAUUUCUCUCUUCAAGCUUUAUCACAAGAAUCUGGCUGUCUUCUACCAAGCCUACCUUCAGAUGCGACAUUUGACCAAAUGUCAGGAGUAAGCUUCAUAUGUGAUCUCAACGACAACAUUGCAGCUCCGUGGCCGUUGUCCACUUCUCUCGCACCUUUGCCUUCUUGCAACAAAACUAGCAAAAUUCCGGCUCUUCCCAAAGCAUCGUCUGCGCACUGCGGGGCUUGCAUAAAAAAUUUACUGGUGACGCUGCUAUUUGCAACCUUGCUGUUUCUCAAGAUGCCCCCUUGAAUUCCUAGCUGCCAUUCGAGCUGUUCCGUAGAUAGGAGUUUAUUCUCAUCUCAUUUGUCCCUCCGAAGUUGGAGGACGACGAAAUCAUACUUAGAAUCAACUUUGCAGGACGGGGGAAUGUAUCGACAAGCACAAUGCUUGACAUCUCCAUUCUUUACCAGGCAACCUCUGUAACUGUAAUAGCCUUUAGGAAAAAAGGCGUGAGGGAGCACCAUUCUUCUAGCUCCACAUAAUAAAUCCUGUAACAAGAUACUCAUAUACAAGUGGAAAAAAGGUUUGCAUUCUCCUCUUUAAAUCGAUUUACUUUCUGUUUUUUCGAAUGUUUUACUACUAAGAUGUGUAUUACCCACCCACUGCAACUACUCUAUCAAUGUGCAAGAUUAUUCAAGU